AAAAAAAACCCCUCUCACUCAGGCGCCCACUCUAUCAGCGCCCAGUCGCUGUUGUCUGUGCUGCCUGCUGGAGCCGUAAGAUGGACACGGAGAGUUGUUUGCCUUUCUCUUCGCAGACCAGCAGGAGGACGCCGGAAAACUCUCCGAGACUGGAGCACGGCGGCUCCGGCUCCUUUCUCCCCUGCGAUGAGCUGCAGAAACCCUCGCAUCUUCCUCCUCCUCCUCUUCCUCACCGCCUCAGUCUGCGCGGGGAUCUGUACGCAGCCGCCGCCGCCAUGGGGAGGUUUGGUGAUGCUGCGGCGGACUUUACGCACGGCGCAGCCCCGGCGAACCCACCCGCCUCGCCGUCUAAACACAGCAAGUAUUUGGACAGUAUGAACCAGGAUCAAAAAGGGACAGCGAUAAGCGGCAAGCCGGUGUUUUAUGAAAACAGCUCGGAAGUCAGAGAGAAGGGAACUCCGAAGACCAUGAGCUAUCCUGGUAUUGGCUCAGACUGUUGUAGCAAGCUGAAAGAGCCGGGCGGUGGUUUACAUGGGGACUCUAUCGCUGACUCCAUUGAUUUAUCGGGCAAGAACAAGAAGCGGCGCAAUCGCACCACGUUCAGCACCUUUCAGCUGGAGGAGCUGGAGAAAGUGUUUCAGAAGACACACUAUCCUGAUGUGUACGCGCGGGAGCAGCUGGCCCUGAGGACCGAGCUCACUGAGGCUCGGGUUCAGGUCUGGUUCCAAAAUCGUAGAGCCAAGUGGAGGAAACGGGAACGCUAUGGGAAGAUCCAGGAGGUCCGCAACCACUUUGCUACAUAUGACAUCUCUCUUCUCCCUCGCCAUGACACAUACCAGAUGCAGGGCAACCUGUGGCCAGGGGCGGCUUCAGGAGGAGGCGGUGGUUCAGGUGCCGGCUGUGUCCUAGGAGCUGACUCCAUCCCCUCGUCCUGCAUGAGUCCAUACCCUCACCCCCACAGCAAUCUGCAGGGCUUCAUGGGCAUGCCCCCAUCCCCCAGCCAUCCCCACCACCACCACCCGCCUCACCAUCCGGGCAUCAACGGCCUCUACUCGCUCCACAGCUUCCCAGGAGGCCUCGGGUCCCCUUCCAUCGAGGGGCCCGAGACUGAAUACAAGCCGACGGGCCUGGUGGCGCUGCGGAUGAAAGCCAAAGAGCCAGGCAGCAUCCUCUCCUGGCCUACAUGACCACAACAGUGCCAGCUCCCCAUUAUGCACUGACUGAGCCAAAGCAUAUUACAUUCCUGACGCAUAGUCAGUCCCCGGUGUACGCACCCACCUCAGCAUAUGACUCAAAUAUUUCCUCUUAACAUUUAUAUAAGCCAACUUGGAGACUUUUCACAAUUCAGAAGAUCUUGGAAUAAGAAUUGAGGGCAACUUGACCUCUUGCACGAAAACCCAGCGUAUUAAUUGGAACUUAAUUGUUUUCAGUUUUAGUUUGAUAUCACAAUGCUGAGACCAAAGAGGAAAAUUAUUUAAGCAUGUAAAAACUGUAAUUAUCAUAUUAAUCAUUGUUGGUUUUUUUUUUGUCUGUUGUGCUUUAUAGUGUGACCAGUAAUAAAGGCCUCCAUCUAAA
This is a messenger RNA of Dicentrarchus labrax (European seabass), 1575 nucleotides long. It is a transcript of the gene alx3, whose product is annotated as ALX homeobox 3. Gene Ontology annotation, molecular function: RNA polymerase II transcription regulatory region sequence-specific DNA binding; DNA-binding transcription factor activity, RNA polymerase II-specific. Bases 81 to 1187 code for a protein of 368 amino acids. Lineage: Eukaryota; Metazoa; Chordata; Actinopteri; Moronidae. The transcript has 4 exons. The record is from RefSeq and is a predicted model, not a curated record. Gene Ontology annotation, biological process: regulation of transcription by RNA polymerase II.